GCGUAUGUUAGAAACGGCUUCGCCUUCCACGUGGGUAGUGAUCAAGGACUCAGAUGCAUGGUCCUCUCUGGCCCAAACAUGGGAGGAAAAAGUUGUUUUGUCAAACAAGCUGCUCUUACAGCGAUAAUGGCUCAAAUCGGUUCCUUCGUCCCUGGGGAUUCGUGCAAAAUGACGUUGUUCGAACGAAUUUUCGUUCGCGUUGGUGGUGAUGCAACGGAAGGAGUUUUCCAAGUUUCUGGAAGGUGCGAC
Messenger RNA from Notodromas monacha, 249 nucleotides. Lineage: Eukaryota; Metazoa; Arthropoda; Ostracoda; Podocopida; Cyprididae. The record is from the annotation of a GenBank genome assembly.